Molecule: messenger RNA, 3791 nt
Organism: Trichobilharzia szidati
Lineage: Eukaryota; Metazoa; Platyhelminthes; Trematoda; Strigeidida; Schistosomatidae
Source: the annotation of a GenBank genome assembly
UUAACACAUCAGAAAACAUAAAUUAAUAUCGUAGAAAUGUAAUUAGCCACUUUUAUAUAGUCAAAAUCUCUCAUGACCAAUGGCGAAUUUUAGAUUUUCAUGACGACUACUACUGUUAGAUUAAUAUUUCAAAUGAUUACUACCCGUUUGUGGAGCUGUGACUUACUGGUAUAGGGACUUGUCUGUCGUCCAUUUGGGUCGCGGGUUCGUACCUACCGAGGUGUGGGCAGCCAAGUGGUAACAUUAGCCUUCACACAAUGGGUGCGGCUCAUUGCUAACUGCGUGCGUAUGCAAAUGGUUGUUAAGUAAUAUUAAUUAAUUAGUUAAUCUGUGUGUGUGAAGCAGAAUUUUAUGAAUAGUACUUUGCUUUAUUUUACACCUGCCGUACAUUGAUAGAUAGUUGACCGAAGUGGUUUGUUAUUCUAAAUGCACUAAAUCUGAAGUAUUGUUAUUAAUAUGAUUACACUAAAGUCUUUUAACAAUUUAACACCUUUUAGUGAUGGAAAUCUUAUACAACUAUCCACCGAAUCCGGCGGUUGGAACCUCAAACAAUAGCGAAAAUGGUCCUUCUGACCAGGAAUCAGCUACAAUGUCGACUAAAGUACAAGAUAUGUCUGUAACCCAACUGAGAAAUUUCAGUUGCAGUGGUCCAAGUAUGCUCCCUAAUCUCCCGAAUGGCCAUAUCCCUGCGAUCACUAAUCAAUGCAGUGCAUUUGGAAACGUGUCGACAGAAAAUUAUCCCAAUCAUUUGUCACCGCGUAUAUCACCCUAUCUCUUGGGAAUGCUUCAGUGUCGACCAGUAUCUUUACCUCUUACAAGGAAAGUUGUAAAAGAAGGAUGGCUUAUGAAACGUGGUGAACAUAUUAAAAACUGGAGGCGCCGAUAUUUCAAGCUACGAGAAGAUGGGACAUUUUACGGUUAUAAAAGUCAGCCUAAAGAUGACAUGGCACAACCGUUAAAUAAUUUUACUGUCCGUGGCUGCCAAAUUAUAUGCCUGAAUAAACCCAAACCUUACACCUUUCUUAUUCGUGGUUUGCAAUGGACUAAUGUAGUGGAGCGAUUAUUCUUUGUUGAAACAGAAGCAGAACGCAAUGAUUGGCUUGGUGCGAUUCAAAGUGUAGCUAACAGGCUGAGAUCCUCGUGUGAAAUGCCAAUAUCUGUGCAUAGUGUAGACUUAUCUGACAAUGUUGUUGUUGAUAUUCCCCAAAGACCUGUGAAGCGUUAUUCUGUCAAUGACUUUCGACUUCUAAAAGUUUUGGGUAAAGGUACAUUUGGAAAGGUGAUUCUAUGCCAAGAAAAUGAAACAGGUCAUUUUUAUGCGAUGAAAAUACUAAAGAAAUCAGUACUGAUUGAAAAAGAAGAGGUUGUUCAUACAAUGACAGAAAAUCGAGUAUUACAACAAUGCAAACAUCCAUUUAUGACUGCACUGCGGUAUUCAUUUACCACACCGAAUUGUUUAUGCUUUGUCAUGGAAUAUGUGAAUGGUGGUGAAUUAUUUUUCCACUUGCAAAGGGAUCGUAUCUUUUCAGAAGAAAGAGCCAAAUUCUAUGGGGCUGAGAUUACACUUGCACUGGGUUAUUUACACAAUCAGAAUGUUGUCUAUAGGGACCUUAAAUUAGAAAAUUUAUUAUUGGAUAAAGAUGGACACAUAAAAAUAGCUGAUUUUGGUUUAUGCAAAGAAGACAUGUACUAUGGUGCAUCGACAAAGACGUUUUGUGGUACUCCUGAAUAUUUAGCGCCUGAAGUUCUGUUGGAUAGUGAUUAUGGGCGUUCAGUCGAUUGGUGGGGUCUUGGUGUAGUAAUGUAUGAGAUGAUGUGUGGACGCUUACCCUUUUAUUCUAGUGAUCAUGAGGUUUUAUUUGAGCUGAUUCUUCAAGAAAAUGUCUCAUUCCCACCACAUCUUACACAACCAGCACAAGAUAUUCUGUCCAGACUAUUGAUUAAAGAUCCUACCAGUCGUUUAGGUGGUGGAACACAGGAUGUUCUAGAAGUUAUGGCACAUCUGUUUUUCGCGUCAAUUGAUUGGGAUCGUUUAAUCAGAAAAGAUAUUCAGCCACCGUGGAAACCAGAUGUUAUGGAUGAAAAAGAUACUAAAUACGUUCCAGAUGAAUUUAAAGAUGCAUCAGUAGAUCUCACACCACCAGAUGAUGAGGAUAGUAAAAGUCAAAUUGUCGAUGGACCGUAUUUUGAACAAUUUAGUUUUCAUGGUAGCCGACAAAGUUUGAAUAGUAGAGUUAGUGGUUAUAGUUUCGGUGAGGUAUCUUGAAAUGUUUUUCAUUGUGUUUUUUUUGCGAUUGUUUAACUAUUUAAUUCCCUCCAGCAGCUAUACAUCUAAUAUUCAUCUCAUAACUUUUGUUUGAGAUGGGAACAACCCCCCCCCCCCCAAAAAAAAAGAAAGAACAUAUAUAAAACAAACAGAUAGAUACACAUGAUUUAAGUUACUCUACAUUACUUCUCUCCGUUAACACACGGAUAAAAUCUAAACGAUUAUUCUUUCCAUAAUAAUUACGGUUUCAUUGUGUUUUGCUCACUUAUCUGAUAAAUACAUGUGUAUCUCUAUAAGUCUUAUCAAAUUCUUCUCAUCUUGACAACUGUUUUAGGCCAUUUAUUAUUAUUAUUUUUUAUUAUUGAAUAUAUUACAAUAUUUUUUGGUUUAUUACAACCAGUGUAAUAUUUUAAUUAUUCACCAGUCUAAAUAGUCAUUACUACUGCCAUUUAUAGCUGUUUUUGUCGUUGAAUUUAUCCUCAUUUAGGCAUCAUGUUAUUCGACAGACUUUUGUCCUGUUUCUUUUGUGAUCACCAACAACUCAGCUAUCCAUCCAUAUCAGUGUGUUUCCAUUUUUUUCUUGCAGUGUGUGUGUGUGUGUGUGUGUGUGUGUGUGUGUGUGUGCGUUAUUCAUCUCAUUUAUUCAACUGUUAUCCUUUUGAGCAGUUUUUUUUCUAAAAAGACCUUGUUUUAAGAAGUAUAUACUGUACUGAUGUUAUUUUUUAUCAGUGUGUGAUUUCACUGUUGUCUUGCGUUGUCAGCAUCAUUUUUAUAGAAAGCUUUAUGAUCAUCUGUCUUCAUUGAAUAUAUAUAUGUCUUCUUUUCUUUUUUAUUUUUACUGUGGAACUUUAUUUGAUUUUAUUGAGAAUAUUCACCUUCAUUUGCUCAGUCAUUAUUUUUAUUCCAAAUAAUACAUCACAAAGUUUAUUUUAUUUAACAACGUACGUACUUACAGAUUUCAUUAUUUAGUCAUCAUGAAAAGAUUAUAAGAUUUGUUGUAGUGUUUGUAGUAUUCAAUUGUAUUAUUAUUAUUAUUUGCUUAUGAUAAAUAAAUAAAUAAGUUUCAGCACAUACAUUAUGUACGGUUUAUUUUGUUUUCAACUGUGUAUGUGUGUGUGUUUGUUAGUUUAUUCAACUUCCUUGCGAAGAAAUAUAUUCGCCUUAAUUUUAAUAGCUACAAAUUGAUAUCAGUUAGAAAGUCAAUUGUGUACGUCGGUGAUCCACCGCCCAACCGAUAGCUUCUACCUUGACGUUCUGGCAAGGUUUGUAUAUCGCAGUGAUCCAAAAAGCCACACUGGCUGAGAAUGAUGUUCCUGAAGGUCACACUACGUCAGGAAGAUCGUUCAGACUAAAGUCAGUUACCAUCACUCAUCGUAUUCAGACUGCUACUUUAAUAAUCUUCAACGAUUUCACAGUAGUGUUUCUCGAAACUGCAUCAACUAGGAAAGAGUCUGUGACCCCAUAUUUAUUCCAUUUCUUUUUAUUGCACUUUCUUUUGCAGAAUUGAUCUCUCUUCAAUUCGUAU